Salvelinus namaycush (lake trout) is the source of this 964-nucleotide messenger RNA. RefSeq names its product prolyl-tRNA synthetase associated domain-containing protein 1-like. Lineage: Eukaryota; Metazoa; Chordata; Actinopteri; Salmoniformes; Salmonidae. The record is from RefSeq and is a predicted model, not a curated record. The transcript is spliced from 2 exons. Gene Ontology annotation, molecular function: aminoacyl-tRNA deacylase activity. The coding region runs from base 19 to 615 and encodes 198 amino acids.
UAAAUACAGGUUUGUGGAAUGAGUAGACUGAGGAAGUGUAUGCUACGUGGGAGUGUUCCGAUUUGUCCUCUGAAUAGCGUUUCUUUCCUCUUCAAAUUAACAAUGGCAACACCUGAGCUCCGGACUGAGUUGGUUAAGUAUUUGGAAAGUCUGAAUAUCCAGACGGUCUGCGUAGACCAUCCACCGGUAUUCACUGUGGAAGAGAUGAUGCCUCACCUGCAAGACCUCAGUGGAGCAGUUACUAAGAACCUCUUCCUGAAAGACAAGAAGAAGAAGCGCCUGUGGCUGGUCUCUGUCCGCCAUGACCGUCAGGUCAACCUCAACGACUUGGCUAAGAAGCUAGGCUUGGGUAGCGGCAACCUCCGCUUUGCUGAGGAGGCAGCCAUGUUGGAGAAACUGAAGGUGGGCCAAGGCUGUGCCACUGCCCUGGCACUCUUCUGUGAUAAGGACCAGAGCGUCAAGUUUGUCCUGGACAGCGACCUGGUCAACGGAGGCCAUGAGCGAGUUUACUUCCAUCCCAUGACCAAUGCUGUCUCUAUGGGACUAAAGCCAGAGGAUCUCUUGAAGUUUUUAAAGGAGACAGGACAUGAACCAGUUCUUCAGAGCUUUGACUAGUAAAUACCUUGAAAUUAACAUACUUACUAUCCUGUCAGACUGUGCUUUGGCUUGGUACAAUUAUUUAUUUAAAAGUUAUUUACCUUUGUGCCUUUACUUCAGGUUAUCAAGAAAUUUCCAUUAUUGUAAAAAAAUAAAAAUAAUAGUCAAACAUUUGGGACAGAAUAAGGGAUGGAGAGACCUUGUUUUCUAUGGGCAAGAGACCAGUAGAUAGUUGGUUAUAUGUACAUGGUUGAAAGACAAUGUAGUAGUGAGUUACGGUGUUUGCAUUGUAUCUCCCUCUGCGAGAUCUAGUCAUUUGCACUGUUUUGAUACUAAAUACUGCAGUGUAAUAAAGCAGAUGAUGGAA